AUAGAUUUUUGAUUGUUGACCAUUCUCACUCAAAAUCUUUAUUUGGGGUAGUAGAAAAAAAAGAAAUAUCUCAUCAAAAGUAUUAUUCCUGGUGCAGUUGCGCUGAAAUUCAGUUUUAAAUUCGUUACUGUUAAGUCAUCAACGUAUUCAGUGGACGUGGAUGUCAUUUGAAGAAUUAUUUAUGUACGAAAUGCCAUCCGCUGACUACAGACUUGAGCAUUCGGAACCCUCCCAAAUGUUUGGGCCUAGCAAUAAUCCAGAUAGAAGAAACGAUGGAUCUUCUUCUGAGCCAGAACGAAAAAGGCGCCGGAAAUCGAGAUGGGGAGCCGAAGAAACAGACAAGACUUUUAUACCUGGCAUGCCUACUGUUCUGCCUACGAAUCUGAGUAAAGAACAAGAAGAAGCCUAUGUCUUGCAAUUACAAAUCGAAGAAGUCAGUAGAAAGUUACGUACCGGUGAUCUUGGUAUUCCAGUUAAUCCAGAAGAAAGAUCGCCAUCGCCGGAGCCAAUUUAUAGUCACGAUGGAAAACGGUUAAAUACGAGAGAGUAUCGAACUAGGAAACGUUUGGAAGAAGAACGACAUCAGCUGAUAAAUCGUAUGAUCAAAAUAAACCCAGAAUUCAAGCCGCCUGCUGAUUAUAAACCUCCGAUUACGAGAGUGAGUGAUAAAGUAAUGAUACCUCAAGACGUUCAUCCGGAUAUUAAUUUUGUUGGCUUAUUAAUAGGGCCCAGAGGAAAUACUUUGAAAGCCAUGGAACAUGAAACCGGUGCGAAAAUUAUUAUACGAGGUAAAGGCUCGGUAAAAGAAGGUAAAGUGGGUAGAAAAGAUGGACAACCACUGCCUGGCGAAAAUGAACCUUUACACGCUUACGUAACUGCUAAUAAUCCUGAAUAUGUGAAGAAAGCAGUCGAUAAGAUAAAAGAAAUCAUUCGGCAAGGAGUCGAAGUACCCGAAGGUCAGAACGAUUUGAGAAGACAACAGCUGAGAGAGUUGGCUUUGCUGAAUGGAACAUUACGAGAGAAUGACGGAAUACGUUGUACCAAUUGUGGUGCUACGGAUCACAAAUCGUGGGCUUGUCCUGACAAACCGAACGUUACGAUGAACGUUUUAUGUACCAUUUGCGGAGGAGCUGGUCAUUUAUCAAAAGAUUGUAAACAGAAAAGACCUGGUCAGCCUACCAAUAACGCUUCGCCUCAAGAUAAAGCAAAAAUCGACGAAGAAUAUAUGUCUUUAAUGGCCGAAUUGGGCGAAGCUCCACCGCCAUCGAUGAAAUUUGAAGGAGGUGGCGGCGGAGGUGGCGGCUCGGAAAAGAACCGUUCCAGCGGACACCUUUUCGAUAGGCCUAUGCAACAAAGAGCCAUCGCAGCUCCACCGAUGUCGUUACCAACACCACCUCAACUGAUGUCGAACGCGAUGCCACCGCAAGGCUGGCAACCUGCUCCGGCGCCCGGUAACGCGAUCCCAAACGUAGCAUUACCGCCUCCACCUCCGCCUCCCGGAACAACCGUUCCUACAAUGCCACAAGCAUGGCCUGCAAUGAUGCCCGGCUUCCAGAUACCUCCGCCGCCUUCGCAAAGUGGGGCUACGUCUUCUUCGUCAGCCACUUCUUCGGUCAUUCCGCCACCUCCGCCGCCAUUGAUGCAGCAGUGGCCAACAGCAGCACCUAUGAUGCCACCUCAUGCUAUGUGGCAGCCUGGUUAUCCAGUUAAAAAUCCGGCUGCGCCGUUACCAGCUUCUCUGGCGAAUAGUUUAAUGGCUCCACCGCCUCCGCCACCACCACCGCCCCCGAGUUAAAAAUCUACUAGCUGAGAGGUUUCGCUUUAGCAUCUUUAUGUAUAUAUGUAACGCUUUCCCAAGCACCGUUUCGUAAGUUGAUUCGAAUUCGAUGAUGGAAAGUCGUAUAUGUGAGAGUACUCUCUGAUUCGAUCUACCCUCUCCCGUUCCCUCCCCUCUCACUUCACCAUCCUUCUCAUUAUUUCUAAUAUUCUGUCUAUUUUCCUUUUUUUUUUUAAAUGUGAUUAUUACGUUGCUGGAUCGAUGUAUUAUGUAUUGAUGUAUGUAUUCGUCGUCGUCAUCGUAAAGUUUACCUCGUGCAUUAUGGUAUUUUAAUGUUAGUCUGUUUUUAUAGCAAAAUGACCGUGUCGAUUGUUCAAUCGACAUUACGCAAAUUUUCCUCUUUCUCUAGAAAUUUAGAAUAUUUUUCUUUCUUGGUCAAGAAUGUCCUAUACGACGGUUAUUAUCGAAUUUUAUUCGUUUUAGAAUGUAUUAAUCACCUGCAUUUUCUUUAUCUUCUCUCUGGUUUUGAAUCGAGAGCUGUACGCAAAUACAGGGUAUAUAAAAGUACGAUAGAUUAUUUAUUUUUGAUGACAUUUUUGCUUUUGUCAUUGCAAUUUGUCAUUAGUGAGCUGUCCUGCGGAGUAUUUCAUCGCAAAUUUUAUCGAUUUUGUCUUUGUAAAAAUGUACUUUUAACAGUAUAUAAUGUGUAAAGAUGUUGUUUACUAUUUUCAAGCUAAUAAAGAAAUUACGUAAGUGACACGAUUCAUCGAA
This is a messenger RNA of Planococcus citri (citrus mealybug), 2548 nucleotides long. It is a transcript of the gene SF1, whose product is annotated as splicing factor 1. Gene Ontology annotation, molecular function: mRNA binding; zinc ion binding. Gene Ontology annotation, biological process: regulation of mRNA splicing, via spliceosome. Lineage: Eukaryota; Metazoa; Arthropoda; Insecta; Hemiptera; Pseudococcidae. Gene Ontology annotation, cellular component: nucleus. The record is from RefSeq and is a predicted model, not a curated record. Bases 161 to 1795 code for a protein of 544 amino acids. The transcript has 9 exons.